UGACAGGCUUGUCUGGUUCUGUCGCGAACAAGCGUCUCUCUCCCGUUGCUUCCUGUCUAACGGGUAACUACGGUGUGACUCCUGGGACAGGAGCGGAUCUGUGAGAGUGCUGCUUCUUCUUUUCUUCUUUUUUUCUGGAGCUGACUUUUUGAUUCUUUGUUCUGCAGGAGGCCUACACUCCUGUGAUUAUUUAUUUACUUGAUUUUAUUUUAUUCCAACUUCGAGGGAUAAUACUUAAAAACUGGAGAUUAGUAUUUAAUACAACCUUGUUUUUCUCCUGAUGCGUGCUCUUAUGCAGACAGACUGAUGGGGACUCCUCUGAAGCCUUAUCAUGCACAUAAAUAAGACACAAGGCACAGGUAAGAUGAAGAUGAUCAAACUGACACAACAAUUACUCUGGGGGUUCAUUUUGCUCUGCACAGUAAACCUCAGCAUCCAGCAAGUGUCCAGUGGCAACCAAACCUCUCGAGGACAGAGAGGGUCAUCACAGGAGAGGACGGGGACAUGUGAAGUGGUUGCGGCUCAUCGCUGCUGCAAUAAGAAUAAGAUUGAAGAGCGCUCUCAAACAGUCAAGUGUUCUUGCUUCCCCGGACAGGUAGCUGGGACAACAAGGGCACUGCCCUCUUGUGUUGAAGCCUCCAUUGUGCGUCAGAAAUGGUGGUGUAAAAUGGAGCCGUGUCUGCAGGAGGAGGAGUGUCGAGUUCUCCCUGACCUCACUGGUUGGUCAUGCAUCUCUGGGAACAAAGUGAAGACCACGAAGAUUUCUUGGAUUAGUGAACGAGUGACACCACGGUAAGCUCAUGCAGAGGCGGGCCAAGCAGAGAUCUUCCCAACAUGUGCCCUAAAAGUGCCUGGUUAUAAUCAUACUUUUACUGUCACAUCAGGCCCACCAGUUCACUGCGAGUUUAAAUCAGGUCAAACGUAGUUCAUGUUGAGGGAGAGCUGUGUGACAACACGCUGUAGUGAUUAGCUUUCAAUGUUUUUAUCAGCUAUGUUGCUGAGAGUUAUAUGACUAAUUCAGUGGCAUUAAAUACUACUUCAACUUUCAAAUAAUAAUUACUCCUUCAAGUUUUAUCUGCUCUGCAAGUGGCAUCGUAAUAAAGGGGUUAAAAUGUUAUGCAUCUGCGUGUUCUUACUCCGAAUCUACUUGCAUAUCUGAUCCAAGUGUGACAAGUCCAUUAAGUAACCAUUACCUCCAGUUAUUGGUCCAAGACAUUUGGCCAGGAGUUGCAUUUGUUCAGAACCAGUGUGUCCUUUCGCUGGUUUCACAGCCCACACAGAGGGAAGCAUUUAGGAAAUUUAACCAAUGCCAAGCUUGCAGAGAUCCAGUUUGAAUGCCCACAAUGAGACAACAAGUGAAAGGUUGGGAGAAAGGUUUUGACUUGAGCAGAAAUUAGAAAGACCACAGCAGAGUUCAGGCUGGUAGUGCCACAGGCUGUCCAUGUCAAACACUAAUUCAAAAAUAAUGCCUUAAGUUUUGCUUAAAAUUCAUAGUGUGGGAUGACCUCUGGUGCAUUACUAAAUAAACCAACACAAAGUUGAAGCAGUUUUGCUAGAUAUGCUGUAAAACAAGUUGCAAUUCAAGGAGAAGGACUGAGAUUAGCUACAAGCUUUGAUAGUCAGAUUUAAGUACUGUGUGAAAGGCUCCUUCAGUCAGCUUUGGGCAACAGCACCAGCAGCGACCUUUAGUCCAGUUUUUUAUGCUUCUGCGGGAGCCUGCCUGUGUAAUCUGGCUCAUUUUGUGUUUAUCACGGGUUUAUCACUGAUCAAAAAGAAUGAAAACUGGGGCUGCCAAACCCACAGUGGGAUGAGGUGGAGGAAGGCACCAAUUGCUCAUAUCUAUGAGAGUGAUAACACUCUGUAAAGGCCAUUUAAUAGGCUGAUAACAGGCCAGGCAAAUGUCUUGUCUUUAGUUCACAGGGGUUGAUUCAUCGGCCACAAAAUAGACUUUUGUAAGCCGUAGCUGUAAGUCGACGAUAAUACUGAGGUGACAUGACUGUUGCAGAAUUAAUUCUCUUUUUCACUCUGUCCCUGCUCUCUUUGUAAUGGAUACUUCAUACUUUAAUCAACGCAGUGCAGAAAAUUGAGAUUUUAUCAAAGCUUGUAAAUAUACUACAUACACAGCCCCAGAAUUGUUUUGAAAAAUAAAGGUAAAGGGGAAGCAACCUAAACAUGGAUUCUUCCUACUGGCCACCAGGAGGCUUAACAUUUUCUUGUGAAACUGCAUUUGAUGCUUUGCCUUAUUGUUUCACAACAAACCCAGACCAGCACUGGUUUGAUCCGCGGUGCUCGCAUGGCACCAGUUUAAGCACUGGUUCCAUUUAUAUUAACUGUUGGCUGUAGCGUAGCAAAAUAUGAAAAAAGCAAAGUGUUGUGAAUUCUUUCCAAGUUCAUUCACAGUCAUCCAUAGAUUUGGCCGAGAACAGUGACUGUGAAAGCAGCUAUGUGGAACGUAUUGYCCUGCAUAUGUAAAAGAAACAACUUGGUUAUCGGUAGUUUGGCUUCCCAAACCAGCCCUUAGCUUUAAAACUUGUCCUUUUCUCUGGACAAAGACAGAGUUGGUACCAAGACAGAAACUCUUUUAUGUAGGACACGUGUCAAACUCGAGGCCCGCGGGCCAAAUUCAGCCCACUAUUACUAUUUAGGGCCACAUAAACAGCAGCAGUGCUAUUUAUGUGGCCCUAAAUAGCAGAUAAAUAGGGGUUGAAUCACCGACCAUGAAAUAGUGGCAGAUGAAUUAGAGUCUAGAACCCGGAGGGCCACAUCUGUUUAUGUGGCCCCGUAGAUUUUGGAGGACCAGAUAAAGAGAACCUUCAAGAUGACAGUUGUGUGCUUAAAUAUUAUUUUAAUCAGUCUAAUCAAAUGAGCUUUUUUGUACGUGCAAAAGUACAUCUACUUGAAAAGAUGUUUAAUACUGUUUAAUUAUAAGAAGUAUUCAUCAAACCCAAAGAAAGCUAUAACAUUUUAACAGUUUUUUAAUAGGUAGUUUUAUCAAUGCAUUCUGCCACAAAUGGCAGAAUGUUGACAUUAAUUAAGUUUAUGUGGCCUGAAAUGAAAAUUAAUCUGAUGUAGGAGAUUGGCACAGGAUUUAAUUUGCUAGGAUAAAAACCCUUCUUGACCUGGAACUGCUUAGACAGAAAAAUCAGAAAAAUGUAAAUUUAUUUUUGAUCUGUUUUACCAUAGCAGAUAUUCUUUAGGAGUUUUGUAAGUUAUAGUCCUGGUCAAAGUGCAAUAAAUCACUAGUCAUGGAUGUAAUCUGUGAAGAUGCUUCAGCAAAGCAAUAAAAAAAAAUGGCAUAAAAUGUGAGUUAGCCUACUGUGGCAAAAUCUGUACCAAACUUUACAAGUGCAGCAUUUUUGCAGGACGCACCACUGUUCAGCUUGUUUUGUUUUACUUCAAAAUUGAGAGCUUUUCUCACUUUUAGCUAAAGUCUUAUCCGUCUUAUCCGCGACACACGCUUUACCAGCCUUUGGGUAAGUUUAUCAGCUGCACCAGCUUAUCUCUUAACAGACUUCAGUUUACAUACUGUAGUUUAGAUGUCAAGCUUUAGAGUUGGAGGUAGAAAUCUGUGAAUGUCUGACAAAAAAAAAGAAAAAAAAAAGUAAAAGUCAGAAUUUCCAACACAUUAAACUUUUUUUGUGUCCAAAAGUAUCAACAUCAAUUUCCUCUUACAAAAAGAAAGAACCACUCACUCUUUGUCUUCUGUAUCUGUUUUUUAGGUGGCACGGUAGCAAGACAGAAGCUUCUGCUAAAGAGUUCAAUCCUCACCUGACCUGCUGCUGUCAACUUUUUGCAAUAUUGGACCCCUCACAGACAAAGCAGGGAAAAACAGAUAUUUAAUUAGAUAUCUCCUGGCUGAGCUCAAAACUGCAGAAACUCAUUAUUCAAUUUUCAUUUUUCUUUGAAUAGUUUUGUUUUGUGUUAAUCCCCUAGAGAGAACAAUCCAUUACAUUUGACAAGAGAUUAAGUGAUGUAGUUUUUUUCCAAAUCCAAACUGAGAGCUUCAGCUAAAAGUCUUUGUUUUUUUGCUUGACAUGCCAGGCACAUUGUGAUGCGCUCAAUCAAGGUUUGGCCCGAGCUGCUGGCAGACCCUUAAAAAGAAAUUUUGUGGAUUUUUUAUUUUUUUUUCAGGUGGCUGAAUGUGAACCCAGUCUGUGGCUCGUGACUCGCUGCCACUUAAAGCAACAGACCACAAACACUGAGAAAUUUAUGAUUACACUGUGUAGCAAUUGUAGUCGGCGCUGUCCCUUACUCUUAGCUUCCUAACGAGGUCAGUUCCCUUUAGACUACCGUAAAGAAGGACUCUCACUCCCUACACAAAUGCACACGCCUGCAAAGGCAGCUUUUCUUUUUUGUCUUUUCUUUUUUUUACCCCAUUGGUCACAGGCCACCACCUGCAAGGCUGUGAUGGCAUGCGCACAAGCAUGAAGUCCUAACGCAAAACGAGAACUGUUUGAAAUGCUAAUCAUUAGGAGAAAGGAGAGGAGGAAAGAGAAGAGGAGCGUCUUCGCUGCAGAGUCUUUACAUCAGGGUUUCUUGUUUGGCUCUCUAAACUGAGAGCUCCCAUGGAGGAGACUCUUCGUAUUGUAAUGGUUUGAAGCACCGGUGGUUUUCUGCCUCGGAGCGAGUCGUCGCCUCUAAAAGAGAAGAAUGUUUAUUACCACUUAAUCAGUUGUCCUCUUAAUAUGCGUAUUGCACAUUUUCCUCCUGGACUCACCCUGAUUGACUCUCUUUUAUCCCUUGAGCUCAACCAAACGUUUCGCAUUUUGUCAUUGUGAA
Poecilia reticulata (guppy) is the source of this 4779-nucleotide messenger RNA. NCBI's taxonomy places the organism in Eukaryota, Metazoa, Chordata, Actinopteri, Cyprinodontiformes, Poeciliidae. The record is from RefSeq and is a predicted model, not a curated record.